This is a messenger RNA of Physcomitrium patens, 1856 nucleotides long. The record is from RefSeq and is a predicted model, not a curated record. NCBI's taxonomy places the organism in Eukaryota, Viridiplantae, Streptophyta, Bryopsida, Funariales, Funariaceae.
AGUGCUUUUGUUUUUGAUGGUAUAUUCAGGAUUAUACGGUUAAAAACGAGAUUCCUUAGAAAAUUACCCAUGUCGCCUGCUCUAUCGAAGUCCUGACAAUUUUCCAGAGUACAUGCCCAUCAGAAAUUUGUCCAUUACGCUUCUUUGGAGUAGUAUUAUAGUACUGUAAGUUGGAUGAUGCGUACUUCCGGAUUGCCAGCGAUAGAAUCUGUCGUAGCAUCACGACACGUCAUGUUGAGUAACUUUGCAAUCAUUGCAAUCAACUUUGUGACAGAGGAAUCAUAUGCUCACUCUUGCACAUUCUUGUACUAGUCCUCACUGUUCGACGCAUUCCGCACAACCUCAUGAAACCACGGAGUGAGAGAUCCAGGACAGAAUUGUGGGCAGAAGACCAUCGACCCUUUUGCAUAGGGCUGGCCACACCUGGUGAUGUUCCGGGCUCGAAUAUGAGAUGUCGUUAUUCGAUUGGAUCGUAGUAAUUUGGCAAUGAGCUGUUUCCUGGUGCCCCCUGUUGGUAGCUUGCAAGGUGAUGCAUAAGAGUUAAUGAAUGUCAGUUGCACAUCGAAUGUCUUGAAUAAUCCCGGGGUUUCCGUAUGAAAUCUUGUUCGAUGCAGGUUCUAAUGCCAUUUGGACCUUUUAAAUCCUGCUUAAGGUUCUUAAAUUUUAGGUUUACGUCUGAUAUCCUGCGGGUUUUGAAGAACUGAGGAAUUAUUUCGGUGCCAAUUUGAUGUUUUAGGGUUGCAGCGCUUGUCAAAUUGGCCAAUUUCUGAGGAGCACUCUCCAAAGAGUUUAGGGCUUAGGGUUUAGGGCUUAGUCUGUGUGCGUCCUCUGCUCUGGAUUUUUGUUAACCCACUGCUGAUUUCUGAAGAAUCUUAGUGCCGAGAGCAAGGUUGUGUACAGCCAUGUUGGUUCGUAGAAUGGUGCAGCUCCAAAAGCAUUUAGCUCCUGUCAUCUCCAACUCUUUUUGUCUGAGCCGGCAAUACAGCAGCGGACCGGACGUGCGAGAGUUCAUGGGGAAAGGAUUAACAGCACUGGGUGAAAUUGAGCGUCUCUCGCCGUAUACUGACUUCAAUGAUAUUCGUCUAAGGCCUUUGCUUAAGACAGCUAAGGAGAGCUUUGAGCUGGCUUUGGAGGUUGACAAAGAUAAUGUCGUAGCUAUGUUGUGGCUGGCCCGGCUUCACCUCUAUUACAAUAUUCCAGGAGCGUGCUUGAGGAGUGGGGCGAACUUGUUGGAAACAGCUGCUGAAUCCGGACUCGCUGAUGCCCAAUACGAGCUCGCAUGCCGAAUCCGCUCAGAGGCUGCACUGUUGGGUGAUGGCGAUGCAAUGGAUGAUAGAACAUUUAAGUACUUAGAAUCAGCAGCUUGCCAGAAACACGCUGGAGCCCUGUUUCUAGUUGGGACGAUGUAUCUAUCUGGCAAACAUGUGCGUCGAGAUUCUAAAGCAGCCGCCUGGUGCUUCCGCAAAGCUGCAGAACAGGGGUACAUACCUGCAUCUACGGUUUAUGCAUCGCUAGUUAGCAAAGGUGCAAAUUGGGAAGAACAAAACACAGCGGGGGACCAUGAUGACAAGGAUACUGAGCAGGGAAUGGAGCUCAGAAAGAGCUCAGCACAGCAGGAAACGGAGAAGCCACUAGAGCUUAGUGCAGCUGCACAAUUCCACUUUGACAAGGCAGCUGAAGCUGGUGAUCCUCUGGCCUUGGAGUGGUUGAAAAGAGUGCCUCAUGCGAAAGAACCCGAAAAUCUUCGAGUUAGCUAAAUGGAUUGUGUACUCUUCCUAUUGUUGAAUAAUUGCAAAAAUGCUUAAUCGUAUGUAAAGGUGUAAUUGUUGGUUGACAAUUAUUUUAUCCUUUGAUUA